Messenger RNA from Tachysurus vachellii, 5740 nucleotides. RefSeq lists its product as uncharacterized. The record is from RefSeq and is a predicted model, not a curated record. Bases 281 to 5347 code for a protein of 1688 amino acids. The transcript has 27 exons. Lineage: Eukaryota; Metazoa; Chordata; Actinopteri; Siluriformes; Bagridae.
UCUUAAAUACUGUGGCUGCUUAUACCACCUCCCUCCUUUUAUAACCACAUUGUCUGUCAUGUGAGUGGGUGGGAUGCAGUGUUUUGCGAUUAGCAGCAAAAAUGGUCUUGUAUUUUGUGUUUAAGCUUCUGAGCAGCAGAAGAGUUCAUGUGCAUCAUUACUGCUACAUAACUGCUACUGUACUGUAUGUGUGAGCUGAUUGGUGUGGAAUAGAUUUCUAAGGAGGAACACAAGAUAUCCACUUUAUUUCCGUUUAUCUGCAUCAUUUUGGCCUGAGAUCAUGAAAAGGUUGCUGUUACUGGAUAUAAUACUUUACGGCAUCUUGUUCAGCAACACCUGGGCCUGGAGUGUUAAAAUGCCUUCAGUCAUUCGUGGACUACACAAAUCCUGCCUUGUUAUACCAUGUAAAUUCACAUAUAGUUGGAAUCCUCCUAGCUACCCAAAUCGGAUAUUGUGGUAUCAGUAUGUUGACCGUGGAUAUCCUAUAGUGUUUGAUGCUUGGCACUCUUCUUCAGUGAUUGAUAAGUACAGAGGAAAAACCAGAUUAUAUUCUGCACAACAUGGGGACUGCAGUCUAGUGAUUGAGCACCUUAGUGCUUCCCAUCAUGGAGACAGAAUAUAUACUUGGGUAGACCCUGAUCAUAUUGGAUGGAGAACCUUCAAAUUCUAUGAUGUUAGUACUUUAAUUCAAAUUGAUUCAUAUCCACAAAACCCCAUUGUUACCAUUUCUGGAGGUAAGAGAAUUGGGGACAGCAUUACAAUUCAGUGCAGAACGUAUCACAUGUGUCCUUACAAAAGCCCCUCUCUGAGUCUGAGGGGAAUAGAAAAAAAAUCUACAGCAGACAAAUUGAAAGAUGAAGUCUAUGGUAAUGGCAAAUGGGAAAUCACACUGACACGUGUAGGGGUUGUUUUGGCUGAAAGAAACAACAUUCAAUGUUCUGUUACACACAGUGGGGGUGUGUCUGCGGUGACCACAACAACACAUAAUGCCCAGUGUUCCACUGAUCGUGUCUGGAUUACUCCUGUUUCCAACACAGAGUUUCUGGAGGGUGUGGAACAAGAAAUUACUUGCUUUGUUACUUACAUGUGCUCCAGUGAUCGACCUAACAUUGUUUGGAAUGAUGGACGGUUAAAAGGAAUCAGUAGUUAUAGAACAAUUCAGGACUCAAAAUCUGAAGCUAAAUCUACAUUAAAGUUCACAGCAAAGGGUGAUGAUAAUGGCAAGACCAUUACCUGCCAAAGUACAUUUAAAGGGAAUCAGCAAAGAGUGUCAAUUACUUUAAGAGUUAAGAGGUCAAUGGGCUCACUUGACUGGAGUUUCACAAUGCCCAGUACAAUCACUGGCAUCCGAGGUUCCUGUGUGGUCAUUCCUUGCAAUUAUAUAUUCAAAAACUCCCAGCGUAGUGGCACAGACGUGAGAUGGUAUAAAUUCUCCACUUCUGGAUACCCUCUGGUGUAUGACAAAUCAUCAAUCAAAAUCGAUGAUAAGUUCAAAGGACGGACAAGUUUGAAUGACGCAUCAAAUGAUAAGAGCUGCAGCUUAAAGAUCCAGCCACUUGAGCUGCAACAUAAUCAGGAAAGACUGUUUCCCUGGAUGGACCAAACUCCUACUGAAAGCUACCACAGACGAAAUUUUAAGGAUGUAACUAUUGCCCUUGAGGUGACAGAUUUUGUUGCGAAACCAGAAGCAGAAAUUCUUGGCACAGCUAAAGUUGGCGAGCCAUUAACCUUGUCCUGCAGUGUGUUACACACCUGUCCUGAAAGACCUCCAACACUGAACCUGAGUAUUUCACAUGAGACAUCAAGUCUCAUACAUAAACCUUGGCAUAAUGGAAUAUGGAAGAUAACCAGAGGGAUUACAUGGACAGUUGAGGAAAAUGAUAAUUCUGUUGCUUGUACUGUGACUUACAUUGGUGGACAGACAUCAAAGACUGAAAUCAGUCUUAAUCCUAUAUGUCCCAUUGAUCAAGUCCAGAUUACUCCUGAUUCAAACACAGAGUUUUUUGAGGGUGUGGAAGAAGACAUUGUUUGCUCUGUUACAUACAUGUGUGCCAAAGACCGACCUUACAUUAUCUGGAGUGGUGAAGAUUUACCUGGCAGCAAGUUUCAAGUAACAAAGCAAGAAAAAAAACAGAUUGCUAGAUCCACAUUAAAGUUCACACCAACAGCUAGGGAUCAUGGCAAGACCAUUACCUGCCAAGCAGAUUUUAAAGGGAACGUUCAAACAGUUAAAAUCACAUUAAGAAUAAAAAGGUCAAUGGGCUCACUUGACUGGAGUUUCACAAUGCCCAGCACAAUUUCUGGCAUUCGAGGUUCCUGUGUGGUUAUUCCAUGCAAUUAUGAAUUCAAAAAUGUCCAGCAAAGCACAACCAACGUAAAAUGGUAUAAACUCUCCAAUACAGGUUACUCUCUGGUGUAUGGCCAACCAACACAAAAUAUCAUUCAACAGUUCCAAGGAAAGACAAGUUUAUUUGGCUCCUCAAAUGACAAAAACUGUAGCUUGAAGAUCCAGCCGCUUGAAAUGCCACAUAGUCAGGAAAGGCUGUUUCCUUGGAUGGACCCAAAAUCUAUUGAAUCAUACCACAGCAGAAAUUUUGAUCAUGAAACUAUUGCCCUUGAGGUGACAGAUAUUGCAGCGAUACCACAGGCAAAUCUUCUUGGUACUGCAAAAGUUGGUGAGCAAGUAAUCUUGUCAUGCAGUGUGAUACACACCUGUCCUCCAACACCCCCAAAUCUGAGCUUGAGUAUUUCACAUGGCACUUCAAAUUUAAUACACUCACACCUUUAUGAUGGGAAAUGGAAGGCAACCAUAGAGAUGACAUGGAUCCUUAAGGAAAGUGAUAAGUCUGUUACUUGCACAGUGAGUUACGCCGGUGGACAGACAUCGAAGACUGAAAUCAGUCUUAAUCCUUUGUGUGAAUUUUACAAACCGGUAAUAAGUCCAGCCCAAGAAGAGGUUAUGGAAGAAAUCGAAAAGACCUUCACUUGCACUGUGAACCACACAUGUCUAAAAGAAAAACCAAACAUAAUCUGGAACUAUCAAAACAUGCCAGUUUCUGUUACAACGCGUAAGGUUUCCUCCUACAUGUGGGAAACGGUUUCCACUUUAAAACUGAAAGCAUCAAGGGAUGACCAUGGGAAAACACUAACAUGUACAGCUCAAACUUUAGAGGGAGAGACUUCAGAUCAUGUGACUUUAAAAGUAAAAAGGGGGAUGUUUUCAUUGGACUGGACAUUUUCAAUGCCAAGUAAGAUUAAAGGCCUUCGUGGAUCCUGCCUUGUCAUUCCCUGCAGCUUUGAGUUUAAAACAGAAAAACUUAGCAGUGUUCAGGUAAAAUGGUACCUAUUCUCCUCAGCAUCAUACCCUUUAGUGUAUGACCCAGAUAAUAGAGAUGUCAUCAACAAAUUCCUUGGCAAGACAAAACUGUAUGGAUUGCCAAGUGAGAAAAACUGCAGUUUAGAAAUCACUCAACUUGAAAUGUCCCACAGUGGGGAAAGACUGUAUCCCUGGAUGGAUCCAAAACCAGUUGAGACAUAUCACAAGGAAAAUUACUAUGACAAAUCUAUUGAACUCCAAGUCACAGAUCAAGCUGAUAAACCAAAACUAAGCAUUUCUGGCAUACCAAGAGUGGGAGAACAAGUCACAGUGUCCUGUAGUGUCCUGUAUACCUGUCCAUCCAGUCCUCCAAGUCUUUCUGUGGGGAAAGCACUUGAGACUGACAUUACUGUACACACUCCAGUACAUGAUGGCUUUUGGGAGAUCACCAAGGUUCACACAUUUAUAAUUAAGGAAGAGGAGAAAACUAUUACAUGUAAAGCCACAUUCCAUGGAGGACAAACAUCUGAAGAACAAAUUGAUCUCAAUGCCCAGUGUACAUAUAAGGAUAUAACCAUUGACCCUGAUGUGGCUGAUGUUGUAGAGGGUGUUGGAAAGAAUUUCACUUGCACAGUUUUCCAUUCUUGCAAGGGUCAUCCUCCAGUUUUCACUUGGAACCACAAAGAUUUACCAGAGACUGUGGAGACUAAAAAAGGCCCUUCAUUAACAUGGGCCACCUACUCCAAUAUAUUAUAUAUAGCUUCACUGGAGGAUGAUGGCAAGAAAUUGACAUGUACUGCAACAUUUACGGGUGGAGAGAUUAUAUCUUCUAUUGUUUUACAGGUUCAAAAAUAUGUGCCCAAAGUGGUGGAUCCCUUUGAGAAUGACACUCUUCACAUUUUUGAGGCAAACGUGGUACCCAAGAUCAGUGCUUUGACCCGCUCCUGUGUGGUGAUACCCUGUACUUUCCACAUUGGUGACAUGCCUAUUAUGCGCCUUCAAGGUUUGUGGUACACCAGUAAUGGUGAAUAUGUUUACCACACCGGACAGUUUGAUGUUAUGGACAACUUUAAGGGCCGCACGCAGCUUCUGGGGAAUCCGGAUGAACAGAACUGCACUUUAGAGAUUGAUAAUGUCCAAGCUCAUGAUAAUGGGCCAUUCUGUUUCCAUGCAGAAAAAGGCAAUGAUAAGUACAGAUUCAACCACAGCUGUGUGUUCAUCAUUAUGAAAGCAUCUCCAGACAAGCCUGUGAUAUCGGGUCUUCCAGAGGAGAUGGAGCCAGGCAAGCGAUUCACAAUAAAGUGUACUGUUACACAUACGUGUUCCUCACAUCCCCCAAAAAUCACAUGGAAUGUUCAGGCUGCCCGAGAAGUGGUGAGCCAUGUGGAGAGAAGUGCAGGUAAAUGGGAAACAACCUCCACAAUUAUUUUCAUCCCAACUGGCUAUGAAGAAGAAGAUAAUCUCAUUUGUCAAGCUACUUUCUGGAGAGGAAAGAAAGAAGAAAGCUCAACAUUUUUAAGUGUGAAAAGAUAUGAAGGACUGGGUAUGGUGACUGUGGGACUUUAUAUAAUUCUGCCAUUGUUUUCAUUUUUCCUUCUUUCUAUUGUUGCUGGAAUUAUCAUUUAUAGGAGAAAAGUCCAGAAGAAAACUAGUGAUGAACCAACAACUGAAAGAAGAAGAUCAAUUUGGAGUCAAAUUUCAAGGAGACAUGAUGGUGCUGCAAAUUGGUUAAACUCUUCUGUGGAAACCCGCACACCUCCAAGGCCUCCAAAACCAGAGAAAAGGCGUAGUAUCUGGAGCAGGUUUUCUAGGAGGGGUCCAAUGGCCAGUACAGAUCUGACAGUGCAGUACUCUGGUGACAGAACAAACAUUGGCAGUGCAGCAGCCACAUCUGCAGGAUCUUCUAAACCCCACUUUCCAUCACCAAAGUGUGCACCGAAAUCCUACAUAUCAGGAGCUGGCCACUUAGCACAUUAUGAUAAGAAUGAUUACAGCAACACUGGAGAUUUCAAAAUGCGUCGAAAAAUGUAAUGAUGACAGAAGACAGAGUCUUCUACUUCUACUAUGCAAAAGUGCUAUUAUUGCUGUUUUUGUUUUUAAUAAGGCUUGGCUAAUUUGAAUCUUAUGCAGUUUUUAGUUAUGCUUGUGUAGAAUAGUCAAAAAACAUGGAAGUAGUUACCAUAACAGGUGUUUUGUAAUGCCAGAUAAAAUAGUGAUAUAAGGAAAAGCAACUUGGAUACUGAGAAUAAUGUAAACAUUUUUGUUCUUCAACAUUAAGAAUGUCAUUUUAUUUUCAGAUAUAUGUAUAUAUGUAUAUGUUGGCAAUAUAUGAUUCAUAGACACCAUUUUAUAACAUAUUGUCUCUGACAAAUUCUUUAUGUAUUAUGUUAUGGGCAUGUGAAAUGAGAAUAAAGACUGCAACAU